Messenger RNA from Pochonia chlamydosporia 170, 561 nucleotides. RefSeq names its product hydrophobic surface binding protein A domain-containing protein. The record is from RefSeq and is a predicted model, not a curated record. The transcript is spliced from 2 exons. Lineage: Eukaryota; Fungi; Ascomycota; Sordariomycetes; Hypocreales; Clavicipitaceae. Bases 1 to 561 code for a protein of 186 amino acids.
AUGGUAGCCAUCGCCAAAUUCCUCCUCCUCGCCCUCCCCGCCACAGCCACCCCCCUCAUCCGCAGCGUCCAAGACGUCAUCUCAGAUCUCCAAACAAAAAUCACCCCCCAGAUCAUAACCCUCAACGCAGACGUCGUCGCCUUCCCGGCCAGCGGCGUGAACGGAGCCGCCACCAUCCACACCGACAUCCAGACUCUCACAACCACCCUGAACAAGGCGACAACCACUGUCGAGAAGACCGGCUCCUUUGGCGCAGUAUACGCCGUCCACAUCGCAAACUUGAUUCAGGGCCAGGUGUCCGGGGUGGUAGCCACGCUGGUUGCGUUUGCAUCUCAAAAGAUCUCCUGGGAGGGUAUGCCCGGCGGGACUGCGCAGCUUCGAGUUGAGCUCCAGGAUUUAGGUGGUGCUUUUGAUGUCUAUGCCGAUGCGGCUAUAGCAGCGACGCCGUUGGUUUCGCAGGUUGGCCUGAUUACUGUCAAGCUUGAGUUGUCCGCUGCAUUUGCAACGGCCAUCGCCGUCUUUUCCGGCCAGAAAGGUGCGGGAUUGAAGAAUGGCUUUUGA